Messenger RNA from Gambusia affinis (western mosquitofish), 2579 nucleotides. RefSeq names its product biglycan b (gene bgnb). The record is from RefSeq and is a predicted model, not a curated record. Gene Ontology annotation, molecular function: protein binding. The coding region runs from base 272 to 1390 and encodes 372 amino acids. The transcript has 8 exons. Lineage: Eukaryota; Metazoa; Chordata; Actinopteri; Cyprinodontiformes; Poeciliidae.
GCACUCAUUCCCCGACGCACACGCGGUGGUCUGACUCGUUUCGCAGAGAAACGCGGUGCGGGAGAAGAACUGCGACUGGAUGUGAGAAGGAGACACCGCGACUAUCCCUAAAUGUGAUGAAAAUAUAGCAGCUCGUUUUUAAAUCUUCACAGGGAGAAGGGGGAGAAGGAUAAAACAAACAAACAAAAAAAACAACAACAACAACAACUCCUUAACCCUGUUUAUUUCGGAGUGAAUAUCUGAUUUCUUCAAAAAGGUGUCUUCAUCUAAGAUGUUGCCACAUUGCUCCCUUUGGUUAGUGCUGUGUGCAGCCCAGCUGCUCUCUAGCUCCUCUGCUUUGCCCUUUGAACAGAGGGGCUUUUGGGACUUUGCCCUGGACAGUCUGGAGAACGGCGGGAUGAUGUCGAUGGUGAGGGAUCAGGAGGAAGGCUCAGCCACGGAGGAGAUCCUCACUCCCGACGUUCCCAUGUGUCCGUUUGGGUGCCACUGCCAGCUUCGGGUCGUCCAGUGCUCGGACCUCGGUUUGACAGAGGUGCCCAGGAAUAUUCCUCCAGACACCAAGUUUCUGGACUUGCAGAACAACCGUAUCACUGAGCUAAAAGAAAAUGACUUCAAAGGCCUUACUAACUUAUAUGCACUCUCUGUGAGGAAUAACAAGAUUUCCAAAGUCCAUCCCAAAACUUUUGCUCCUUUGAAGCACAUGCAGAAGCUUUACUUUUCAAAGAAUCUGCUGGCCUCCAUCCCCAAAAACCUGCCUGCCUCUCUGGUGGAGCUGAGGAUUCAUGAGAACCGCAUCAAGAAGGUGGCAGCUGGAACCUUCUCAGGACUGGGCAACAUGCACUGCAUAGAAAUGGGAGCAAACCCUAUCCAGAACAGUGGUUUUGAGCCUGGAGCCUUUAAAGGACUGAAAUUAAAUUAUCUGCGUAUAUCAGAGGCCAAGCUAACUGGAGUGCCUAAAGAUCUUCCAGACAGUCUUCAUGAGCUUCAUCUGGACCACAAUCAGAUCCAGGCUGUGGAACUGGAGGACCUGAGCCGCUACAGAAACCUCCACAGAUUGGGUCUUGGCUUUAACCAUAUCCGCAAUAUAGAGAAUGGCAGCCUGUCAUUUUUGCCCAUGCUGAGGGAGCUGCAUCUGGACAACAACCGGCUCACACGUGUUCCCCAAGGCCUUCCAAACAUGAAGUACCUACAGGUGGUGUACCUCCACUCCAACAACAUCAGUCAGGUGGGUGUGGAUGACUUCUGCCCCCGAGGGUUCGGGAUGAAGAGGACGUACUACAAUGGCAUCAGCCUGUUUGAAAACCCUGUGAACUACUGGGAGGUGCAGCCGGCAACAUUCCGCUGUGUGAACGACCGGUUUGCCAUUCAGUUCGGAAAUUACAAAAAAUAAAACCAACGGAAAUACUUGGCAACACAAAGAAUGAGGCCGAAGUGUUGAGGAAAAAACAAAUAGGAGAAACAUAAUUUAAAUAAUGUCUAAAAAAAAAAAGAAAGAAGAAACAACACUUGAGAUGUCACGAAAGAAAUCUGUGUCUGAGAUUAUUGAGUUUAGAAUUGUUACUUUUGUGGUGAAAUCGAGUAAUGGAGGAGAUUGGUAAUAAACGUAUGGAGUAGACAGCAAAGUGAAAUACAUAAUCCCAGAACUUGAAGUAGGUGGAGAGCAGAAUUUGUGCAGAACUGCAACCAGCUUUGCAUAUUCAGCUCGCAGUUUUGAAGCUAUUUUCCAUCUAAGUCAGUGUGAUGAGUGCUGAAACCUUGUGAAACAUUUCAGUGCAUCAAUCUUUACAACAGUUAUUCUUGUGACUGAGGUUCUAUUGUUAUUUUCUUUGGUAAGGAAUAUAAGUAAAACAUUGAUAAGCAGUGCAUUUUUGAAUGUUUUAUACAUACGCACACACACACCCACGCCCACACACGCACACACACACACACACACACACACACAUAUAUAUAUAAAGGUGCUCUAUGUCCUCUGUUUGCUGAUUUGUAAAAAAAAACAAACAACAAAACCAAAGUUUGUCCCCAUUUCAGUUAGUUGGUCAUGAACUCUGUGAUUCUGACAUAUGAAGUUAGAAAGUCAGAGUGGUUUUACUCCAUCUCCAAGACCCAGAGGAAAAAAAAAACCUAAUAAUAAUUAGAAGGGAAAUCCUUUUAAAGCACCUUACUGAAAUAUUUUCUACAGAUUUCUUACUGAGUUCAUUCUGUGCCCUUUUAUUAAAUAUAGUCAGGGUCAAUCCCACACUCAAUAAAUACAUCCGCUUGCUUUAAGACAAUGAAGGUAGUGUGUUCACAAAGUGCAAGAAACAGUAGUAGUGAUAAAGCAUUGUUUUGCACAGAUUUUCUUAUAUGCUUUAUUUGCUUCAGGGUACAGUAUGGAGGAGUUGGGGGGUCGGGGCCGCGGGUGGAGGGCUUGGGGGAGGUGAGCGGUGAGGUAGCAUGUUUACAAUGGUACCCUUAUGUGCAACUACUUUAGCUAUAAGUAUUAUGUCCUGUCUCUAUUCUGUAAUCUGACAACCUACUGCUGCAUGUGAAUAAAGACAUUUUUAGCCUGCUGCAUUCAGCGAGAAGCCCCCCCCAACAAA